AUGAACUACGGGGACCGCUACACCUCCUCGUCCUACCGGAGAAUCUUCGGGGACUCCUCCCGGUUCCCCGUCUCUCCGUCCCGCACCGGAAGCGCGUCCUCUCGGUUCCCCCCGGGGCUCAGGUCCAUGGCGGCGUCCCGCAGCCACGCGUCCUCGCUCAGCUUGUACCGGAGGACGGGACGGUCCUCCUCUUUCUCUCCGGUGCCCACCGACUCAAUGGACCUGACCCAGACUUCUGUCGUCAACAACGAGCUCAAAGUCAUUCGAACCAACGAGAAGGAGCAGCUGCAGGGUCUGAACGAUCGCUUCGCCAUGUUCAUCGAUAAAGUGCGUCACCUCGAGCAGCAGAAUAAAGUGCUGGAGACGGAGCUGUUGACCCUGCGGCAGAAGCAAAAUGAGCCGUCCCGCGUCGCUCAAGUCUACCAGCAGGAGAUGAGGGACAUGCGGUCACAGCUGGACGACUUGAGCAGGGAAAGGAACCAUAUCCUGAUCGAGAGGAACAACAUAGAGGACGAGCUCCAGAAACUCAACGUGAAGUUUGAUGAGGAGGUGAUCGCACGGGAGGAAGCAGAGCAGACCUUGAAGUCUUUCAGGAAGGACGUGGACGACGCGGCAGUCAUUCGCCUGGACCUGGAACGCCGGGUGGAGUCGCUGACGGACGAAAUCACCUUCCUGAGGAAGGUGCACGACGAGGAGAUCCAGGAGCUGAGCAGCUUGAUGGAGUCACAGCAGGUCUCCGUGGAGCUGGAGGUCGCCAAACCGGACCUCACCUCAGCUCUGAAGGAGAUCCGCAACCAGUACGAGUCCAUCGCCUCCAGGAACCUGCACUCGGCCGAGGAGUGGUACAAAAGCAAGUUUGCCAGCCUCAACGAGCAGGCGACCAGGAGCAACGAGGCCAUGAGGGCUAGCAGGGAGGAGAUCAACGAGUUCAGGAGGCAGCUGCAGUCCAAGACCAUCGAGAUCGAGACCAUGAGGGGCACCAACGAGUCUCUGGAGAGGCAGAUCGCAGAGAUGGAGGAUGGACACAAUGCUGAAGUCACAUCCAUGCAGGACACGAUUGGCCAUCUGGACUCUGAUCUGAGGAACCUGAAGGGUGAGAUGGCCCAGCACCUGAGGGAGUACCAGGACCUGCUCAAUGUCAAGAUGGCCCUGGACAUAGAGAUCGCUGCCUACAGGAAACUGCUGGAGGGGGAGGAGACUCACUUUAACUCAGGGGUGUCUUUCGGUGCUGCCAGCUUCAACUAUCAGCCUCGAGCCUCCGCCAGCUCCUCCAGGAGCAGCCAGAGGGAGAAAGAAGGAGGCAUGAAGGAAAGCUUCAAAGAGAUCAGCGAGGACAAAGAUGAAGCAGACAUCAACUCCAACAACUGAGCACAAGCACAGACAGAUAUAUAGAAAGAUAGACAGGGAAUUCUGGAAAGUGGGAACACGUAUUCAUUUGAUGUAUAGUGAGUUGAUAGUUAACCCUAACCCUAAAAGAUCCAUUUAUACAAAUGUUGUGAAUUUAGAGGUGAAAAUCUGUAUUUUUGGUGAUAAUCAAUAUCCUUUAGUUGACAUCUUUCCUGAGUCAUAGGUCUCAGUGCUUGGAUCUUUGGACUCUUUGGAAAAUAAACUUUGUUCCACUCCACAUUAAACAAACAAAGCCAACCUGGAAAUAUUUUAAACAAUCUAACCCUAACCCUGCUCUAAAGGUCUCCAGAGAUUAACAAUUUUCAAAUAUUGUACAAUAGUAAAUGUGUGAGCAAGUAUUGAAUAUGGAUGAAUUUGCAUUUGCUGCUGUAUUAUAUUGCACUGACACCUGUGUUUAUCAAGGGAAGACACUUAAUGUUAGUGUGGUUCUCUUUUGUAGCAGUGCACUGUAAAGCCCCUGUGACACAGAGUUUGAAGAAAGGACACUAUCUGCUCUUUUUCUUUGUUUUGUUUCGUCACAAAGUGUAGAAGUUUCCCUGCUCUGAGCUUAAGCUACUGAGCUGUAUGCUGGAAAAAUCUAUGGUGACAGAGAAAAAUAGUUCAGUACAAUGAAUACGAUGCUUCAGUAGGAAAACUGGGAUGUUACUUACUG
Messenger RNA from Pleuronectes platessa (European plaice), 2059 nucleotides. It is a transcript of the gene inaa, whose product is annotated as internexin neuronal intermediate filament protein, alpha a. Gene Ontology annotation, biological process: intermediate filament organization. Gene Ontology annotation, molecular function: structural constituent of postsynaptic intermediate filament cytoskeleton. Gene Ontology annotation, cellular component: intermediate filament; cytoplasm; postsynaptic intermediate filament cytoskeleton. Lineage: Eukaryota; Metazoa; Chordata; Actinopteri; Pleuronectiformes; Pleuronectidae. Bases 1 to 1368 code for a protein of 455 amino acids. The record is from RefSeq and is a predicted model, not a curated record. The transcript is spliced from 5 exons.